AUGGCGCGCAAGCUGGCGACAUCCCUCAUUCAUGCCGACGACAAUUUGAGGAACACUGGGGAUGUGGCGCCAACCAUCGGCCUUUCAACAACCUUCAUCUCUCCGCGGCCUGAUGAGGAAGGCAUCAAGGACUAUCGGAACCCCUCACGCCAUGUCUACAGUCGAUACACCACACAAAACUCUGGUCGAGUCGAGCGUGUCUUGAGCGAAAUCAACGACGGCUUUGCCAUUGUCUACUCGUCUGGCCUGGCCGCAGGGUUUGCUGCAUUGGUGUUUUUCCGGCCGAAACGAAUUGCAUUCACGGAUGGUUAUACUGGUACCAAAAGUCUCUUACAGUUGUACCUGAAAAUUGUCCCCGACCUGAAAGUCAUCAAACUUGACGAAGAAUUCCAAGCCGGCGAUUUGGUUUGGCUGGAAACCCCGCUCAAUCCCACUGGAGAGACUGCUGAUAUUCGUUACUAUGCAGACAAGGCCCACAAGGUUGGCGCAAAACUCCUGGUUGAUUCGACCUUUGCUCCACCGCCGCUGCAAUAUCCCUUUAACUUCGGGGCCGACUGUGUCAUGCACUCAGGGACUAAGUACUUUGGUGGUCAUAGUGACUUGCUCGCUGGGGUCCUUGUUGUCCGCAAGAAGGAUGAAUGGGAUGUCCUCCAGAGCGACAGAACAUAUCUAGGGAAUAUGAUCGGCUCACUCGAGAGCUGGCUCCUCUUACGCUCUCUCCGCACCUACCAUUUGCGCCUCGCGCGACAGUCUGAAAACGCGACUGCGCUGGUUGAAUGGCUCUGCAAGAUCGCGGCAACACCCAAAGGAGAAAGCUUCGACGGAGUUCCAGGCGGGGUUAUUCUGCAAGUCUGGCACUCAUCCAUUCAAAAGAAAGAUAUGCGCGGUUUCGAUCCAAAGUCGCAGAUGACGGGAGGAUGGAAUGCGACCUUCUCCAUCCAGUUAUCUAGACCGGAAUAUGCUGCCUGGUUUCCUCACUCUCUCAAAUAUUUCACACCUGCAACCAGUCUCGGCGGCGUGGAAUCAUUGGCCGAGUACCGAUUUUCUUGGGAUCCAACCUCGGACCCCAAGGCAGUCCGACUGAGCAUAGGCGUAGAGGAUGUUGCUGACCUUCAGGCCGACAUUCGUCAAGCACUCAAGCAUCUUGUUAAUAACUCGAAGCUCUGA
Mycena indigotica is the source of this 1167-nucleotide messenger RNA. RefSeq lists its product as uncharacterized. Gene Ontology annotation, cellular component: cytoplasm. Gene Ontology annotation, molecular function: carbon-sulfur lyase activity; pyridoxal phosphate binding. The transcript has 14 exons. Bases 1 to 1167 code for a protein of 388 amino acids. Gene Ontology annotation, biological process: transsulfuration. The record is from RefSeq and is a predicted model, not a curated record. Lineage: Eukaryota; Fungi; Basidiomycota; Agaricomycetes; Agaricales; Mycenaceae.